UUUGUCUUUCUCUGCGGGAUUAAAAGUGACAAACAUCUUUUUGUUUCGUGCUGAAAUCAUGAACUUGUUUUUAUUGGUUCUUCUGGUCGUGCAAAUGCACAGCGUGACGCCUGUGAUUCACACGCUGCAGUAUUUCACCACUGCGUCCUCUCAAGUUCCAAACUUCCCAGAGUAUGUGAUUGUUGGUUAUGUUGAUGGAGUUGAGAUUAGUUACUAUGACAGCAACAUCAGGAAAACAGAAUCCAAACAGGACUGGAUGAACAAAAUCACAGCAGAGGAUCCAAAAUACUGGCAGAUAGACACAGAGAUCAGUGUUGGUCAUGAGUUUACUAACAAACACAACCUUGAAAUUCUUAAGAAGCGUUUCAACCAAACUGGAGGUGUUCACAUUUUCCAGUGGAUGUAUGGAUGUGAAUGGAAUGAUGAGACUGAUGAGGUUAAAGGUUGGCAGCAGUCAGGUUAUGAUGGAGAAGAUUACAUAUCGUUGGACAUGAAGACAUGGACAUGGACUGCAGCAAAACCACAAGCUUUCCCUGACAAACUCAAGUGGGACCAGAACAUAUUUCUACUAGACGACCAGAAGUAUUAUUACACUGAGCUUUGUCCUUCUUACUUGAAGAAGUAUGUGAAGAAUGGGAAGAAGGUCCUAAUGAGAACAGAGCUUCCAGAGGUGUUCCUCCUCCAGAAGACGCCAUCCUCUCCAGUCACCUGCAUGGCGACAGGUUUCUACCCCAACUUAGCCGACCUGUUUUGGAGGAAAGACGGCGAGCAGAUCUUCGAGGACGUGGAGCACGGAGAGCUGCUCCCCAACCACGACGGAACCUUCCAGAUGUCAGUGGAGCUGAAAGUGGAGGUGACGGCCGAGGUGGAGGGCAAGUACGAAUGUGUGUUCCAGCUGUCUGGCGUCAAGGAGGACCUGGUCACCAAGCUGGAGAGAAGAAGCAUCCUGAGCAACGCAAGCCCUGUUCCACUGGAAUCAACAUUUAUGUCCCAACUGGACAGGUACACUCCAAAACUCCUGGAGCUCUUCAGUGCAAAAGGAGGAGUGACUGGUCAGCGCAUCAAGAACUUGUUGAUGGAACUGAUACAGGACCCAAGUGCCUCUGCAGUGAUGAAGAGAGAUGUGACUCUGAGAUGCCUCGGAGACUACAUGGGAGAGAGUGGACAGGAGCUAAUCUCUGACUACUGUGGAAGUGCAGAGACCACUGUUCAUGAGGACCUGGAAAUGAAGAAUAUGAGCAUCUACAUCUGUCGUGAGCCAAAUGCAGUAGGAAUCAUCAUUGAGGGAGUACCAGUCCUUACUCAUCUUGGAAACCUGGCCAAAGCCUGCUGCCUACCUCUGGGGUUGACAGAGAGAGAUUCCGACGGCAAGGACUUCGCACCUCGAUGUAUAGUGGGCGUGGCCAUGGAGCUCGUCAAACAACGUCCGCACCGAUACCCGUUGUCGAUGCCUUGCCGAUAUCACGGGAGGAGGAACCCAUGCAGCUUGGAGGGAAUCGUCUCUCUCAAGCAGAGAGAGAUCGUCGCCUUCGUCUUCUGCUUUGUCUAUAUUGCGGAAAAGCUGAGCAUCGCAUCUACCACUGUCCUCAUCGUCCUGCACGCCGUCGCACUCAAGCGUCACCUCGUAUAA
This is a messenger RNA of Nerophis lumbriciformis (worm pipefish), 1630 nucleotides long. The record is from RefSeq and is a predicted model, not a curated record. NCBI's taxonomy places the organism in Eukaryota, Metazoa, Chordata, Actinopteri, Syngnathiformes, Syngnathidae.